CGGACUGAAAUGACGGACUUUGUUUUUUUUCCAGUGUUCCCGCGUUCGUAUUAGGGACGCGUUGUAUUUGACGUUUAUAUUUUUUAUUUGUCAGUGCGUGAACUUGGUUGUUACAGCCACGUGAUGCAAGAGGCAAAUCGCAUGUGGGCGAGCGCUUCCUUCGUGGGAGUACUCAUUAUCAUCGGAGUGCCUCUGUGGUGGAAGACCACGGAAGUAUACAGAGUAGCGUUGCCAUACGACAAGAUCAAUGCAUUCGACCCCAUGUCGCACUUCAUCUCCUCAGAGCUGACCGUGCUCGCCAAUGACGAUAAGACCGCUCAGGAUAUUGCGGAACAGGUUGAGAAGGCCUUUGAACAGUCUGACGUCAUAAAACUGAAAAUCAAAAAGCAGGUGCUGUCUAACGAACUCCAACACAUCCUGGACACAGUGGCUGAUGAGCAGGAGGCGCUGGAGGAGGUCGGAGCAUCAUUCGACACCAAGAAACACAAUACAUUCUACCUGGUACAGAGGAAACCCUUGUUUGAGGAUGUUUGGGUGGGCGGUGAAAGGGUCGCAUUUUUCAGGGAUGCUAAAGCUGCAUCCUCCUUAGUCAAAGCACUAGUACACUGGAUUUACGAGCCCUCAGUACUCAGUGGUGCAAGAUCUGAGACAGCAGACCCAGCGAGGCAGAUUCGAUUCCCGAGCGGGCCAGGAUUCCACGUGGUACUCUCGGUAGUACAUCCCAAACCACAGUUGAUGAAAGUUGAAUUCAAUGCACGGGAUGCUGUUGAAGAUUACAUCGGUUCGUUCGUGGAUGAAAUCUCUGACUUACACAACUUUACACUCAAGUCCCAGUGGCUACACUUACUCGAGUUUAAUUUCGAAGCGAAAGAGGUCACUGACGCAACCGGGGGUCGUCACUUCGCAGUGCGACAAGACCGCCUCCCAUUGCUACUAACACGUCUGGAGGAACGCGCCGCGACUCACGUAUCAGAGAGACCGACCCUUAACCUGGCGCUGUACAUCGUCCCGUGUGAAAUCGCGCCUCUUGUGUUGUAUGAUGCUGAUAAUAAAAGAGUAUCGUCGCCAGUUCAAGCGUUCAUGUCACCGAAGUGGGGAGGAGUAGUCCUCGGCAGUCCCUCCCAGCUGGAGUGUCAGGAGAAACUGUUCAAGCCGAACGUUAACCUCAUCAUGGGCACUUUCCUGUCGCAGCUGAGGAAACUACUCGGUAUCACUGAUAAGCCAGUGGUCCCCGGCGCCCACCUGGAACCCCUCCGGCGCGUUACUCCACGUCGCUGGGAGCGCGACUCGUUGUUACGUCUGCGAGCCCUCGACCAGCUCGCUUCCGCUCAGGCCAGCCUCGCCUCACUGGCCAAGCUGCUGGGUGAAAUAUCCAACAUCGUGAUAAACGACGAAGUGGGAGCGUCCAUAAACCUGGCUGUGGACAGCAUCCAAGUCGCCGGCGAGCUCAUGAAGCAAGGGGAUUUGUUGGCAGCUCACAAAUACGCGCAACAGGCCUUUCUUGCUGCUGAAACAGCCUUCAUGGAACCCAGUCUAUUAGCCCUACUAUACUUCCCUGAUGACCAAAAAUACGCCAUAUACAUACCACUUUUCCUGCCCAUCAUGUUUCCGGUCGUCUUGUCGUUGAAGAACUUAAUCCUCUGGUUCAGAGGAAAACCCGUGCUUAAGGAGAAGACUGAUUAAUAUUAUUUGUUCCAAAUUAAUUUAUUAGUCAAAUAAAAUAUUUUAAUAAA
This is a messenger RNA of Melitaea cinxia (Glanville fritillary), 1733 nucleotides long. RefSeq names its product GPI transamidase component PIG-S (gene PIG-S). Gene Ontology annotation, cellular component: GPI-anchor transamidase complex. Bases 124 to 1683 code for a protein of 519 amino acids. The record is from RefSeq and is a predicted model, not a curated record. Gene Ontology annotation, biological process: attachment of GPI anchor to protein. The transcript is spliced from 11 exons. NCBI's taxonomy places the organism in Eukaryota, Metazoa, Arthropoda, Insecta, Lepidoptera, Nymphalidae.